AUGGAGAUGGAGGAGCUCAAGCAGAAGAGAUGGACUAACGGCAAGGAGGCUGUUCGAGCAAUCAAAGAUGUCGCAGUAGCACCAGAGAAGCGUGCAAUCGUCAGCAACAGAGAGGGGACGUUUCGUUUAUUACAGAGACUGGAAUGGACGGGAGGCAACCUCGAUUACCAAAACUGUGUUAGUGUGGCUAAGCCAUCACAAAUCCAGUUAGUCAACAACCCUGUGGUCCAUGGUGCACUUGCAGCUAACCCAGCUACAUCAAUUAACGCUCUCGUCGCACAGCUUCGACACCAAAAGAAGGUAACAGCGUCACAGCACGUGAUGUAUCGCGCCAAGGACUGUGUGAUGGCAGAGCUUCACGAUGGAGAGCCGCUGAAAAUUCGCCUCUUGCCCAGUCUGUUGGCGGAAUUUCAGCGUCUGAAUGCUGGAGUGUUGACGGAGGUUCAGUGUGACGAACGCGGGCGAUUCAGACGUGCGGUUCUUUUGCACAGUCACUCAUGGUUGCCUCCCUCAGAUUACCUCCCGUCACAUGCCAGUCUCCUGGGCGAUUCUUGA
Plasmopara halstedii is the source of this 555-nucleotide messenger RNA. RefSeq lists its product as uncharacterized. NCBI's taxonomy places the organism in Eukaryota, Oomycota, Peronosporomycetes, Peronosporales, Peronosporaceae. The transcript is spliced from 2 exons. Bases 1 to 555 code for a protein of 184 amino acids. The record is from RefSeq and is a predicted model, not a curated record.